AUGAAGAGACUUUUGCUGCUGUGCGUGACGGCCUUCUGUCUCGGCGUAUGCAUCGCCGACACGAAGGAAGACAAACAGUUCCCAGAGAAAGAUGGAGUGUUACAGCUGAAGAAGGGGAAUUUCAAAAGGGCAAUGAGAAAGCAUGACCAACUCCUGGUGCACUUCUUUGCCCCUCUGUCGGGAGAAAGCCAGCGUGUGUCUGCAGCUUUCCAAGGAGCUGCAGCGGAGCUCAAGGGGUCAAAGGUCAAGCUGGCAGUGGUUGAUGUGUCAAAAGAGAAGGACCUGGCUAAAGAACUGAACAUGACAGGCCACCCGGUAAUCAGACUGUACCUCUCCGGAGAUAAACACAACCCAGUAGCCUGCCCUGUUCCUCAGAGCUCGGCUUCCAUCUUGACCUGGCUGAAACGGAGGGCAGGGUCAGCUGCUGACCUCGUCACUGAUCUCAGCCAAUCAGAGGCCUCAGAAGAGGUGACAGUGGUUGGAUUCUUUAAGGAGCUGAACCACGAGUACGUCCAGGUGUUCUACGCCACAGCGGUCGAGCUUCCUGACGUCAGGUUUGUGGUGACGCAGGACGAUGACGUCAUCGCCAAAUACGGCCUCACACAUGAUGUUGUUCUGAUGCUCAAAAAGUCUAGGCUCAUCAAGGCUUACAAAAUGAUGCCCGAGACAUCUAAAUGGGACCUGAUUGUCUUUAUCACGAUCUACCAGAUGGACCCAGUCACUGAGUACACUGGGCAGACAGCCUCUCAGAUCUUAUCGUCGCCUGUGUUAAACCACGCUCUUCUCUUUGUCAACAAAAGUUCAGAAGACUUUGAUGAGAUUUUUUCUGCCUUCAGCACCGCUGCAGAGACAUUCAGGAUGAAGAUUUUGUUUGUGUUGGUGAACGUGGCUGAGCUUCGCAAUGGCAGAAUUAUGGAGUACUUCCGGGUGCGGGACUUUGAGGCUCCCCUAAUCCGACUGGUUAACCUGUCAAAUCACGUGACCUACCAUCUGCCCUCUGACGCCCUGAACGUAGAGAUCAUAGAAAAGUUCUGCCAGGACUACCUCGAGGGCAAAGCUAAGCCUAAGAUGCAGAGCGAGCCGAUACCUGAAGGAUGGGACCAAAAACCAGUGAAGGAGCUGGUGGGGAUGAAUCUGGAGAAAGUUGCCUUUAACCCAGACAAGACUGUUUUUGUCCUGUUUUAUCUGCCCUACAGUAAAGAGUCCCGUGCUGUGUUUCCGCUGUGGGAGGAACUAGCUGAGGCCUUUGAGGAUCGCGAGGACGUGGUCAUCGCUCGUAUUGAUGCUUCAGCCAAUGAUAUCAACUUGUCAGUGCAGGGCACGUACCCAUCACUCUGCUUGUUUCCUGCUCUGUAUGCUGAAAGGGUGGUGGUUUACACUGGAAAAACGAAGCUGAAACCCCUGAUUAAGUUUGUAGAGAAGGAGAUGGAGAAAGCUAAAAAAUACAGAGCUAAGGAGGAUGAAGACAGGAGGAAGUACAUCGAGGCCAUGAAAGCUGAGGAGGCAAAAAAAGCCAACAACACCAAAGAUGAGCUUUAA
Pelmatolapia mariae (spotted tilapia) is the source of this 1539-nucleotide messenger RNA. RefSeq lists its product as uncharacterized. Gene Ontology annotation, biological process: response to endoplasmic reticulum stress; protein folding. The record is from RefSeq and is a predicted model, not a curated record. The transcript has 11 exons. Lineage: Eukaryota; Metazoa; Chordata; Actinopteri; Cichliformes; Cichlidae. The coding region runs from base 1 to 1539 and encodes 512 amino acids. Gene Ontology annotation, cellular component: endoplasmic reticulum.